GCAAAGCGGUGCGCAUGCGCGGUGCGGCGGGGGUUGGAGUCGGCCGCGCAGAAUGCGGCGGAGGUGGUGAGGCCCCCGCGGGGAGGGGGCGGGAGGAGGGAGAGGCACUUAUAAAUGGCGCCCAAGCAGGACCCCAAGCCCAAAUUCCAGGAGGGUGAACGAGUGCUUUGUUUUCAUGGACCUCUCCUUUAUGAAGCAAAGUGUGUAAAGGUUGCCAUAAAGGACAAGCAAGUGAAAUACUUUAUUCAUUACAGUGGUUGGAAUAAAAACUGGGAUGAAUGGGUUCCAGAAAGCAGAGUGCUCAAAUACGUGGAUACCAAUUUGCAGAAACAAAAAGAACUUCAAAAAGCCAAUCAGGAACAAUAUGCAGAGGGGAAGAUGAGAGGUGCUGCUCCAGGCAAGAAGACAUCUGGUCUGCAGCAGAAAAAUGUUGAAGUAUUUUUCAGACGAGAUGGAGCGCAUACUGUUUGCUGUUUGGAGACCCCUACCAUAUCGACGCGGAAAACAAAAAAGAACAAACAGAAAACUCCUGGAAUUGGAGAAGGGAGCAGUAGCAGUGAGACUCCCCAGCCUCCGAGGAAGAAGAGGGCGCGAGUAGAUCCAACAGUGGAGAGUGAAGAAACGUUUAUGAACAGAGUUGAAGUAAAGGUGAAAAUCCCGGAAGAGUUGAAACCGUGGUUGGUAGAUGACUGGGACUUGAUCACCAGGCAAAAACAGCUCUUCUAUCUUCCUGCCAAGAAGAACGUUGACUCUAUUUUAGAGGAUUAUGCAAACUAUAAGAAAUCUAGAGGAAAUACUGAUAACAAGGAGUAUGCAGUCAAUGAAGUUGUGGCUGGAAUUAAAGAGUACUUCAAUGUCAUGCUGGGAACGCAGCUGCUGUACAAGUUUGAGAGACCCCAGUAUGCUGAAAUCUUGGCAGAUCAUCCAGAUGCUCCGAUGUCUCAAGUGUAUGGUGCCCCACAUCUGUUGAGGCUAUUUGUUCGGAUUGGAGCCAUGCUUGCCUACACACCUCUUGAUGAGAAGAGUCUGGCUUUGCUGUUAAACUAUUUGCAUGACUUCUUAAAGUACUUAGCAAAGAAUUCCUCUGCACUGUUCAGUGCCAGCGACUACGAAGUAGCCCCUCCUGAGUAUCACCGGAAAGCAGUAUAGUGCUGUGCAGGAGGGGAUGGCCGGGUCCUUGUAGUACUGUCCACUUCCACAUCUUGUUCUUCACAUCUUCCUAUUGCACAUGUCCUCUAUUGCACAGACUGUGUAAGCAUAAAGUGAAUAAAGUCGUGUGUUUCAUAUGGA
Molecule: messenger RNA, 1290 nt
Organism: Numida meleagris (helmeted guineafowl)
Lineage: Eukaryota; Metazoa; Chordata; Aves; Galliformes; Numididae
Gene: MORF4L1
Product: mortality factor 4 like 1
Exons: 13
Coding region: 115-1149 (344 amino acids)
Biological process (GO): regulation of DNA-templated transcription; chromatin organization
Cellular component (GO): NuA4 histone acetyltransferase complex; nucleus
Source: RefSeq, a predicted model, not a curated record